Molecule: messenger RNA, 7111 nt
Organism: Sinocyclocheilus anshuiensis
Lineage: Eukaryota; Metazoa; Chordata; Actinopteri; Cypriniformes; Cyprinidae
Product: IQ motif and SEC7 domain-containing protein 2-like
Exons: 16
Coding region: 1949-6601 (1550 amino acids)
Biological process (GO): regulation of ARF protein signal transduction; actin cytoskeleton organization
Molecular function (GO): guanyl-nucleotide exchange factor activity
Source: RefSeq, a predicted model, not a curated record
GUGCCUCAAUGUGUAAAUCUAUGCUGGCUUGCUUUUUCUGCAGAUUAAAUGCACCACACAGCCUUCUGUUUGAAUCUUGAGGUGUAUGUGUAGGGGAGAGAGAGAGAAAGAGAGAGCGAGAGAAACUGCACUCAUUUUGGCUCAGCGCAAGAAGCCACUCGCCCGUCGAAAUAAAUGUUACCGCGUUCCAAAAUGGCCGACCACAAGGACACAGUUUCUCUGGCAUGUUCCUCUACCGCUACACGCUCGGACUAACGUCAGAGCUUCGAUUGAAAAGAAAAAUAUAUAUAUUCUCUCUGACUCACUCAAAUGAAUUUAACCCCUGCAUCACACUUUACCACGACGAGAGGCGCUGGGCAUCAUCGACAUGCAGCGAAACUAGCGAUCGAGACUGAUGUGGACACUGCGGUGAAACCGAAUGGCGGCGAGGGGCGGCAGGUGCAUGGCUGUCCAGGGAGCAUCAGAAGGGAAUGCAUGCCCGUUCAACAUGUGAGCAGUUCAUUCAUGAACGAAUAUCUUUAGUCACUGGCAUCAAUGACAUCUGUCACAUACUGGGAGACACAACCGUAUUGGGUAGUUUAAUUAGUUGUCAUGCAACGCAGUCUUCAUAAAUUGUAUUAAAAAUGAUAGUAACAGCUGUGCUCCAUCAGCACGGGUGUUAUUUAAUGAUCUCGCGCGCAUCGGCUUGACACUGUGUGGACGAGCACGCGGACGCUGUAUUGCGCGUCUCAGCUGUUUCAGGACCGGAGCGCCUUUGCGCUGAUUACAGAAAGCGACAUAUAAAACUACAAGCAGUGGACAUCCUGCUGCAAGGAUUGUAUUUCCUCUCGAAAUUUAGUUGAUGGGGAGGAACGCGUUGCGAGCAACCGCAACAGAAGACCAAUAAUAAUUUGUUCGUUUAAAACUCAUAAAAAUCCCCGAUUUUUUUGCGUUAGAACGUCUAAUUUGGAGAUGUAAUCGACUUCGAUGCCAUCGCUUUGGGACGCGUUCUACACAUCGCCUCAUCGCGCAGCUGUACGCGUUGGAGAUGCGCGAUUGUCUUCAAGGACCGUCUGGGCAAUAAGUGUGAAACCGCUCGUGCAAAGAAGAGAGAAGGGGGAAACUGGGUUGUUCUGAAAGACAUGCGCACACCUCCCAGAAGCCAAUUUAGUAUUGCAGUGGAUUUAUCAGAAGAACUUUGGUCCGUCUCUCUCUACCUUUCCAUCUCAAUCGCCUCUGGAAUAGAAUGACUCCUGACGAAAAUGUCUCCCAAACACUUCAGUCUGGAAUAUGAGUCAUGAAUAGACUGCCAGAAAACAGCUGCAGUGCUUCAACUCCACAUUUGAAAGAGAAACGGAAGAGGAUGCACACCAGAGAAAUGGGCGAAAAGGAAAUCGGCUUUCCUUCCUGUUUAAAGGAUAUUUGCUGACUUGGCUUUUUGUGUCGCAUCCUUACCUUGGACUUGAGGUGCUUGGAAUGUCCUGUGACUCUUAUCAAAUUAGUUUUUUGUUCAUUUUUAUUACCAAAUGAGUAACAUCUGGCUGAAUGACUGAUGAAGUUCAUUUCUGCAAACUGACUUUGAUCUCAAUUCCACGAUUCCUUGGUGGCAGUGGAAAAAUGGCAUGCUUGAUGGAAGAAUAGCAAUGCACACGUACACACACAUGCUCACACCCAUCGUAAACCAACAAACAAAUUAACAUUAUCAUCAUCCUUUGAAUGUGAAAACAAAUUCCCAAUAUGGAAUUUCUUCAUCCCUUUCCAGUACUGUGACUUCCAAAACUGAAUUUAACUUUGAGGGUAUCUCAGAUUAAAACCACUGACUAUUUUAGCUUGGUUACCCAACUCUAACUCCAACACAUUUCCAUCUCUCCCCCCCACCCGCUCCACGUGUGGGGGGGGGGAGAGCUUCCUCUUACGGGGUGAUCCCAGAAGCUUGUCCCGGCAGACGGUGACUGUCACGCAGGUGUCCAUGAGCAUGGAUGCUGGGCAGGGCAGCCCGGAAAGUCCUAACCGGGCAGUGGAGUACCUGCUGGAGCUUAACAACAUCAUCGAAAGCCAACAGAAGCUUCUGGAAACUCAACGGCGGCGCAUUGAGGAGCUUGAAGUGCAGCUGGACCGGCUCAGCCAGGAGAACAAAGACCUGAGGUUGGACCGACAGCCCUGCCCGCCCCCACCUCCCGUCCACCCCAUCCAGCCACCCACUUCCAACGCUGCAACCUCCGCCAAAGUCUAUGCUUAUCAGACUCACAACAGCGGGCCCAUCCCGAUACCCAUCCCGGCUCCGGCUCCCCCGCCCCCACCACCACCCGUGCCACCACCCGUGCCACCACGGGACCGUCGUAUCAAUGCCAACACUCACAUGAGGCUUGUCCAAAGCCUGUCAGCUGGAGCCAAUGCCACGGAGCAAGAGAGGAACCGAGACAGGGAACGAGACGGCACCGCUACCAGUUUGGGAAGCUCUCUGCAGAGACAUGUGGAGGGAGAUCCUCAGUGUCCGGACACGGCUAGCUUUUCCGACAGCACCUGUAGUCAGGGCCCAUACCUGGGCAACUCAGAGCGCUACGGGAACAUCCGAAACAUUCCUGGCCCUCAGGGGCCUCCUGUGGCCCCUUCGAGCCCAGCGACCCUGGCCUGGGCGCAACGGACCCGCAACCAGCCCGCCAGCCUGGCACUCCGCAAGCAAGAGGAAGAAGAGAGCAAGCGCUGCAAAGUGCUCUCUGACAGCUAUGAGCUCUCCACGGACCUGCAGGACAAGAAGGUGGAGAUGCUGGAGAGGAAGUAUGGAGGUUACUUCCUGAGCAGACGAGCGGCUCGCACAAUACAGACGGCGUUCCGGCAGUAUCGCAUGAACAAGAAUUUUCAACAGCUACGCAGUUCCGCCUCUGAAAGCCGAAUGACUCGCCGGAUCAUCCUGUCGAACAUGCGUUCACAGUAUUCGUUUGAUGAGCGACAGCCACAGGUUCAGCCCCAGACGCCCCAGCAGCAGCAAGGUCGAUAUACCAGCCAUCACACUUCGACUCUGGGCACAGCUAGCCAGGCAGGAACCACAGACUCGCAGCAGGAGACUGACUCACCCGCACACUGUCCUUCAGCCAGAGAGGAGUACUCGCAUGCAGACGACGCCUUCAACAAACAGGUGACAUCUCUGGCUGACUCUAUGGACGACACUCUGACGUGUCAGUCUGGCCGAGGGGACUCUCAGGAUGGUGGUGGGGAAGGUGGUGAGAGCGAGGAUUUUGGCGAGUGUGUGUGGAGCAACAAACCUAACUCACGUAGGAGGGUCAUGGGGGAGCAAGAACGUCUGGGGGUCAUGCACGAGGACAGCACAGCUACCUCAUACAGCGACGUCACGCUUUAUAUGGACGACGGCAUGCCAUGUUCUCCACUAUCCAUCGAGCGGGUUCCCUCCAGUACAGACACGGAGUACUGGGGCGUAAGCAGCGGGGUCGGAGGACGUGAAGACAGCCGGGAUACAGAGGGCGGCGGGAGCAAUAACAGCCGGCGUAGCACACCGUGCACUGAAUGCCGAGAUUUCCGGUUGCGGGGGUCACACCUCCCCGUUCUCACCAUAGAGCCACCUAGUGACAGUUCUGUUGACAUGAGUGACCGUUCAGAUCGAGGAUCCCUCAGCAGGCAGCUGCUUCAUGAGCAGGAGUCUACGGCGGGUGGAUCGCCUCAAGGGACUCUCAAACACAACCCCGCCCCUCGCACACCCAAUCCCUGUGCAGCACAGGGCCAGACGAGACCCCCGGGUCGCCCCAUCCCAUCCCCUCUUCCAACACACGUACCACACUGCACAAUGAUGCACCACCAUCACCACCCACACCUUCACCAUCCGUUGCACCACCACCCUAUGCCACACAUCCAUCACCCCUACCCUGACCCCACGUCUCCCUCGCCCACUCAGCCUCCACUCACGCCACUUUCUUCCUCGUCCUCCGCUCCACUGCCCGCUACUGGCCUGGAGCACUCGGAUGGGGACAACGACUCUCUGAACUCCACCACCAACUCCAAUGAGACCAUCAACUGCAGCUCAUGCUCUUCGUCUAGGGACAGUCUAAGGGAACCGUUGCCUCCUCUAGGAAAACAGACCUAUCAGAGAGAGAGCAGGCAUAGCUGGGACUCGCCCGCCUUCAACAACGACGUGGUGCAAAGGAGGCAUUACCGCAUUGGACUGAACCUCUUCAACAAGAAACCAGAGAAGGGGAUCCAGUAUUUGAUAGAGAGGGGUUUUGUCUCAGACACUCCUGUGGGCAUUGCACGUUUCAUCCUGGAGAGGAAAGGCCUGAGUAGACAGAUGAUCGGGGAGUUUCUGGGAAACCGUCAGAAACAGUUCAACAAGGAUGUGUUGGACUGUGUGUUGGAUGAGAUGGAUUUCUCGGGCAUGGAUCUGGAUGACGCCCUGAGGAAGUUUCAGGCUCAGAUUAAGGUUCAGGGGGAAGCCCAGAAGGUGGAGAGACUGGUAGAGGCCUUCAGUCAGAGAUACUGCGUGUGCAACCCUGCACUUGUCCGCCAGUUUCAGAACCCAGACACUAUCUUCAUCCUGGCAUUUGCCAUCAUCCUUCUCAACACAGACAUGUACAGCCCCAACGUCAAAGCUGAGAGGAAGAUGAAGCUGGAGGAUUUUAUCAAGAACCUUAGAGGAGUGGAUAAUGGACAGGAUAUUCCCAGGGAUAUGUUAGUGGGCAUCUACCAGCGCAUUCAGAAAUGGGAACUCAGGACAAAUGAUGACCAUGUGUCUCAAGUGCAGGCUGUGGAGAGGGUCAUCGUGGGCAAGAAACCUGUGCUUUCUUUGCCACAUCGCAGGCUAGUGUGCUGUUGUCAGCUGUAUGAAGUCCCUGACCCCAAUCGACCCCAGCGGAGUGGAGUUCACCAGCGCGAGGUCUUCCUCUUUAAUGACCUGCUAGUGGUAACAAAGAUCUUUCAGAAGAAGAAGACAUCUGUGACGUACAGUUUCAGACAGUCUUUUCCCCUGGUGGAGAUGCAGGUUCAUAUGUUCCAGAACUCCUACUAUCCUCACGGUAUCAGAUUGACAUCAGCGAUGCCCGGCAGUGAGCGUAAGGUCCUGAUUGUGUUCAAUGCGCCAAGCCAGCAGGACCGAACGCGCUUCACCAGCGACCUGCGUGAGAGCAUCGCUGAGGUUCAAGAUAUGGAGAAAUACCGUGUAGGGUCUGAGUUAGAGAAGCAGAAAGGUGUGAUGCGUCCAGGGCUCCUGAGCGGAGAUGGUGGCGGGGUUGGCGGAAUAAAGACUGAGGCUGUGAACGGCACUCUGGGUAGGCCCAGUCUGGAUGACACGUACACAGCAGGGGAGGGGCUUAAACGAACAGCACUUAGCUCCUCACUGAGAGACCUCUCUGAGACAGGAAAGCGAGGCCGUAGAAACAGCGUUGGCUCUUUGGAUAGUACUAUAGAAGGAUCCAUCAUUAACAGUCCUCAGCCGCAUCAACGCUUGCCCAUAGGGGGCGCCGUUCCCGGCUGCUAUGGGCUGGAAGACUACCGGCCUCACCGCCCCGUCCUGAGCCCCGGAGUAGGGGUGGGGGGUGGGUCGGGGCAACUUCACAACGCCGUAGGCAAUAUGGGGGGAGUCCCUGGCAUCAGCAAUCGAGGUGGGGGUCCGGGGAGCAGUUCUGGAGGGAGCAAUUCCGGUUCCUUCCUGGGCUCCCUGUUUGGGAGCAAGCGUGCCAAACCCCCUGCUCCCCUUCCUCCCCCCGGGCCACAUUACCCAGCCCCCGUGCCACCUCCUACUACAGGAGGGCCGCCACCUCCGUCCCCCUCCGCCCUCAGCCAGUCAGACCCCAGUGGGCCAUCCAAGAUCCAGGCCCUUCAUGCUCAGUACUGUCACAACAACUUUGGCCAGCCUCCACCCCUCUACCACCAUCAUCAUCAGUACCACAUGCAGGCCGUCGCCCCUGGCCAUCCGCCCGCUAUCCAUCAUACCCUACAACGAGGGUCCCUCCCACGGCGCGGGCCGCCCGCUCCUUCACACGCCCAGUUCCAGCAGCAACUAUCCCAUCAUGCUAUGCAGCAAGGCCGCUACGGCAAUAUGGCCUGCACCCCUCCGCCUCUGUCCCCACAUUCGCCCAAUUCCCCCAUCGCCCCUUUCACCUUUUACCACAUGCAUCCCAAUCCCAUACGCCACGUACGGGUGCCCGGUCCUACCGGCAAGCUUCCUCUCACCCUGUCUCACUCUCAGCCCCACCCUCACGCCCACUCCCACGUUCACUCUCAUACCCACAGCCAUCCAGUACACGCCCACAGCCCACACCCCUUACUGGAUCACUCCGCCCAUCAAACUCACUUCGUUUUUUCGCCGCCCCCUCAGGCGCCAUCCGCCAUCACCGCCCGCUACAUACCCCAGGGCGUCGCCCACUACAUCCCACAGUAUCCACCCCUCUCCUCCAUUCCACCUCCUCCACCACAUUCCCCGUUACCUCCUCCUUCAUCCCCACAUACCCCCCUGACCCCUCUUACCCCGCUCUCCCCGCUUGCCCCGCAGCUCCCAGGACACAUGGGGCUGCAUUUGGGUGGCCCAGGGGGUGGAGGAGGAGGUGGAGCCAGCAACAGCAGCACGGUCGGCAGCUCCAAAUCCAAACCUAUCAACCGCAUCAGCACGGUGGUGUAAGGGUGAGCCGCGGCAGAGGGCGCAGGGUCCCAACGCGGAGGAGCCGGAGCCCAGGCAAGCGGAAGCACACCAUACUCAGACUCUGUUACUUCCAUAUGCGCUUCCCUCACGUGUAGGGCGGGAAUCCUGGCCGGCUACAUGCUCAUUGCUAGCCUGAAUGGCAUCUUGCUGUUGGCCGCCAUUCAAAACAAAGGCUGUGUAACAGCAUCAAAUCUCCGACUGAAGAUCUAAGAAGCCUAAUGGAGACAGUGGUGAAGCAAAUGAAGUGUAUUUUAAGAGUUCGAGUUGAAAUUGACAUGCAUGGCUGCCAAAGGAAAAGGUUACAGGGAGAAAGGGGGUGCCAAUUUAAGUCGGACUGAUGAUCUGGAGUUUAAGAGACCAAGUUUGACUGUACAGAAGACGACAAUGGUGAACUCUUUAAACACUCAACAUGGAGACAAAACUGGACAGAUGAGUGCAAAAUAUAAAAGAAACUGAACUUUCAUUUAUAGUCUUUUCAGUUUUCAUGCG